GUCCUAGAUAUGUGUAGAACACUCGAGAUAGUCACAGCCUACAUAGCUUGAACAAUCAAAAGGCCUUCUCCCGAUGAACGUCUCUGAUCUCCUCAAUCCUACCGAUGAACCAAAAACGGAUGGCGGGAUUCGUCACCCCGGCAACAACGUCGAAAUCGAUAUGACCAGCAAAAGCUUCAGAGCGACCGUACCUUCACCUUCACCUUCAUCGGAAGACCUAUUCCCAUUCGACGCCGCUCAAGAGGUUUGGCUAGAACAAGUUACCAAUGACCCAGAGCUCCACGGUCGCCUUCCUGCUUUCCUGGAUAGAGAAUCAUCGAUGCGUGUCAACCUCGGUCAGAAAAUCGCCCGGCUCGUAAGGUCUCCUAUCAAAGUCCUACAAGAGAUGGACCUUCGAACAGUUCCUACCAAACGGAGAUACAGGCAUACAGAGACUUUUCGAGAAUACCGUCGACAGCUUCACUCGGCCCCGACUUUCUUGGGUGAUGAGUUUACGGCUGUUUUUCCGCCCUCUACUACAUCUUCUUUAGAUCACACGGCUCGCGGUACCGAUUCGGUCGGUACUGACAUUCAUUCGGCUGGUCCAAGCACGAUCGACAUCGGGUUGUUCAUCCCGGACGCCAAGCAGACGACCAUCAACGGUACUCUCGAGCUGAAAAAACUGAAACGAAAGGACGUUGAAGGGACUCCUCUCGGUCAUCCUCCCGGUGUGGGCGAUCCUCUUUCUCUUAUCCUCAGAAGAGAACUUUCCCCGGCCACGCAGACCUAUAUCAAGCAGGGAUUGGCUCGAGGGAUCUGGUACGGGGCUAUAGAGCAGGAGAUGAUGCGAUCGAACGGGCAUCCUCGCGUCCCACCGGUCCUCGUUGGCUACCUCGUCAAUCAAUUCUUCAUCAGGAUACUCCUGCUCGGAGACACGAUCUACAUUGAAGGAGCUGGAGAUAACUCGAGUCUGAUCAACUUGGAAGAUUACCUCGAAUCGUUCAAAGAUGGGCGUAGUUUCCCUCAUCACCUCUCGACGAGAGAUGGUGCAAGGGCCUUGAUGGAACAUGUCUUGACGGCUUGCAAACUGCUCGAGUCGCAGAACUCAGCGCUCCAGGUCGACUUUGAAAAGUGUACCCCACCUGAUGCCUUACGCGCUACCACCCAAACCGAACGAACCAAGAGCGGCCUCUUCGCAGCCACAGUCGAUCUGUCUGAUGUAACGGGAGACGAUCUCGACAAAGCAGAACACCAUGAGUGUCCACCUUCGCCUCCAGAUCGCGACAUCGUUCCCCCCUCUACUCCCGCUUCCAUCAAACCCAUCGAACCUGAUUCUCCACCUCGAACGUUCACCCAGGCCUGGAUCGCACAUUGCGAACUGACAGGUAUCGGCCCGCCGGAAGAACCCGACCUGGCUGAUUCGUACGAACGGACCGAUUCCGCCUCUACCACUUCCUCGUUCGAUUACAUUGCGGAGGAAGAGGUUUCUGAACACCACGUCAAGGCUUUGGUGAGCAGAUACAAGUUUCGAUGUCUAUCCCGUGACGAUUUCGCCCAGACAUUGCGCAGAAUUACUGUAUAAUGAUAUCAGCUACGAGCUAGCGGUUGUAACGAUUGUCCCGAGCCCGGCAUGUCAGCCU
Filobasidium floriforme is the source of this 1619-nucleotide messenger RNA. RefSeq lists its product as uncharacterized. The record is from RefSeq and is a predicted model, not a curated record. The coding region runs from base 74 to 1561 and encodes 495 amino acids. The transcript has 3 exons. NCBI's taxonomy places the organism in Eukaryota, Fungi, Basidiomycota, Tremellomycetes, Filobasidiales, Filobasidiaceae.